Lodderomyces oxycetoniae is the source of this 1737-nucleotide messenger RNA. RefSeq names its product MFS transporter. The transcript is spliced from 2 exons. Gene Ontology annotation, cellular component: plasma membrane. The coding region runs from base 1 to 1737 and encodes 578 amino acids. Gene Ontology annotation, biological process: transmembrane transport. The record is from RefSeq and is a predicted model, not a curated record. NCBI's taxonomy places the organism in Eukaryota, Fungi, Ascomycota, Pichiomycetes, Serinales, Debaryomycetaceae. Gene Ontology annotation, molecular function: transmembrane transporter activity.
AUGUUUCAAAAUUUUAGUAAUGAUAAUGAGAUUAUAUCUCAGCAGGGUAAACCCUCAAUUUUAGAUCCUGAAGCUAGUGUUGAUCCAACUCGUGAUGGGUCUUUUUCUUCAUCUUUUAGCUCUACUAGAUCAGUUGAAGAGGAACCUAAAUCGUUUGCUGGUAAUAUAGAUGGUGACGAUGAUGUCAACUUGCAUUCUGGUCAAAUAGUAGAAGGAGGUGAUGAGCUUACAUCUCAUGAGUCAUUGGUUCGUAAAGGUCAGGAAACUUCAGAUGAACCAAUACUCGAAAUUGGUGAAGGCAGACCUUUUCCUCCGAUGUUACCCGAUCGAACUCCUUACUGUGUAGCUUAUAACGGUGAAGAUGAUCCUCAUCAUCCCCAUAGUUAUCCAUUAUGGAGAAAAAUGCUAUACUGUCUCUGUGUCGGGUUAUCUGCAUUAUCUGUUGCAAUGGGUUCCGCUAUGUUUUCGAAUGCAAAUAGAGAUAUCAUGAGAGUUUUUCAUGUUGGUACAUCUGUAGCAGCAUUAGGUACUUCCUUGUAUGUCUUUGGUUUUGCCGGUGGACCCGUGAUUUACGGCCCCAUGUCUGAAUUGUUUGGUAGGAAAUAUGUUUUGCUUGUAUCUAGUUUGGGCUAUGUUUGCUUCUUAUAUGGCGCUGCUACUGGUAAAGAUUUGCAAACUAUUUUAAUUUGUCGAUUCUUCGCAGGGUUUAUGGGAUCAGCACCUUUAGUUGUGGCACCAGCAGUUAUGGUUGAUAUGUUUUAUGCACGAACACGUGGUGUAGCAAUUGCUAUAUUUGCUUCUGUUCUAUUCGGAGGGCCCAUGAUUGCACCUGUUAUUGGUGGCUUUACAGUAAAAAAUCAUGCUUUAGGAUGGAGAUUUGUGUCAUACUUUUCAGCAAUCAUUGGAUGUGUUGCUUUAGUUUUGAACACUUUUGUACUAAAGGAAACUUACCAUCCUUUUUUGCUAGUAAGAAAAGCAGAAUUGUUAAGAAGAAAAACUGGUAAUUGGGGGAUUUUUGCUCCUCAUGAGGAAGUUACUUUGAGUUUCAGCGAAAUUGUCCGAAACAAUGUGGCGAGACCAUUGAAAUUGUUAAUUACUGAACCAAUUAUCUUAUUGGUUAGUCUUUAUAACGCAUUUAUUUACGGUAUGCUAUAUAUGUUCCUUACAGCAAUACCAAUUAUAUAUUCGGGAGGUUAUGGAUGGAGUCAAGGUGUUGCAGAACUACCAUAUAUCUCGAUGUUUUUAGGGAUAAUAUCGGGAUGUGCGUUAAUUGUUUGGUUUGAGUUUUAUACAAAUAAGAAAAUUGAAGCUCACGGACAUAAACCCGUUCCAGAAGAUCGAUUACCACCGGUUAUGGUUGGGGGUUUCACAUUUGUGAUUGGAAUCUUUUGGUUAGGAUGGAGUGGUGAUUACCCCAAACAAGUUCACUGGAUUGUGCCUACAAUAGGAGCAUUUUUUAUUGGUAAUGGGUUAAUAUCGAUUUUUCUUCCAACGUUGAACUACAUUAUUGACUGCUAUUUGUACGUUUCAGCUUCGGCUUUGGCGUCAAACACCUUUAUUCGUUCGGGAUUUGGAGCAGCAUUUCCUUUAUUUUCUACACAAAUGUUUACUAACUUAACAGUCAAAUGGGCAUCAACGUUAAUCGGAUGUUUGGCGGUUCUCAUGCUUCCUGUUCCGGUUUUAUUUUACAAGUAUGGUGCAAGGAUCAGGAAAUCCUCCAAAUAUGUUUUGAACUAG